CAUACAUUCCUUUGGCCUUUUGGGUUUACCCAACACAAACAUUUUCUAUCUCCUUCUACGAUCUUCUCCAUUUAAGCCUCAUCUGCCUUAUCUAAUAGCCAUCCCAAAACCUUUCCAUUUCCCUGGCUUCUUCGGCAAAAUAUAAAUCUGUCCUCGUUUUCCUAGACCGGUAAGUUCGUUUAUCUCAGCAGGUUUUGCAUGUGAUUCUGCAGAAAGUUGAUUUUUGGUAGCGAGAAAUUAGUCAUGAGUCGAAGAGCUGGAAGUCCGAUGCUUGAAUUGAGGCUGAACCUGUCGCCUCCGAGGCCGGCUAACCCACAAGUAGGAUCCCCAAGCACGUCAGUUUCGUCCAGGGAGAUGUCACCGGAGAGUUCGUGCGUUUCGUCGGAGCCGGCAGUGGAGAGCAUGCGAUACCCUGAUCCUAGCCCAGAGGCGACGUCGAUGGUGUUGGCGGGGUGCCCUCGAUGCCUGAUGUACGUGAUGUUAUCGGACGCGGAUCCCAAGUGCCCUAAAUGCCAGAGCACCGUCCUGCUUGGUUUCCUUAAUGAAUUCGAUCAAGAGAGCCCCAAGAAGGCAAGCAACUGAAAAAGAAAGCAUGGCUUCUUCUUCUUCUUCUUCUUGUUAAUUUUCCUGUAAAAGACUUCUCUGAAUUAGCAUGUAGGCCCUUGUUGAUUCCUUUUAAUGCUUUUUGUUCGGUUUAAUAUGUUGAAGUUUCUCUUUGCUUCUCAAUUAAUUUUCUUUGAAAGA
Messenger RNA from Rubroshorea leprosula, 744 nucleotides. NCBI's taxonomy places the organism in Eukaryota, Viridiplantae, Streptophyta, Magnoliopsida, Malvales, Dipterocarpaceae. The record is from the annotation of a GenBank genome assembly.